AUGAAAAACGAAACUGUCCCGCUGUUGAAGAGCGGACUUCGCGACGACAGCAGCGAUGCCACCUCAACGCGGAACUACUCGAACAACCAGGCCAACAAAUCUGCAGCGGCCAAUGCCAACGGGCCAUCCACGCUUUACGAGAUCUCGGUCCACCGCUCACGCAAACGGACCUUGGAAAAGGGCUUCGACGCGCGGGGCAGCUUCGUGCAUUUCGCCCAUCGCAGCCUAAAAAGCGUCAUCCAGGUUCAAGAUGUUCUGGACCGCCCAGGCGUCAGAAGCUUCCUGUACCGAGCUAAAUGGUUCCGGAGGCCGAGCAUGGUGCGCCUACGGAGCUUCAUGACGGGGACGUUCGUCACCGUCUGUUCCUUUGCCAGCUUGCUGAUUGCACUCUUUUGCAGUGACGUCUACGCUUUUCUGGGUGCUGCAGACAGCACCCAAAGCGAUAUGCUGCUCUCAAUCGCAUUUGUUUUUUUUGUCCUUGAGUUUCUCGGGAACUCUUUAUCUGACAAGACCUACUUGCUGAGCUUCUUCUUCUUUAUGGACUUCCUUGGCACGUUUUCGAUGGUUUUUGAUAUCUCGUAUCUUUUUGGAGCUGACGUCUCCAAGUUCGACAGGUUAGACUUGGAGGCGAAAGGGGGAAGUGGUGUAAUGAUUGUACGAGCUGCCCGUGCUGCGCGCGUGGGCACUCGGGCUGGACGGCUAAGCCGUGUCGCCAAAAUAGUGCGCUUCCUUUCUGGCGGGGAGGACUCGUCCCACAACAAUGCAAAAAUGGCAAAAGUGAUUUCCAACAAAUUGUCCGAUGUGCUCUCAAUUCGCAUAGCAUUUGUGGUGAUCAUCAUCGCAGUGGUCUUCCCGUCCUUCAGCAUCUUCGAGUAUCCGGCCAUGGAGGAGUCCAUGGCGGCUUGGACAAACUUCCUGGCAGAGGAAAUCGAAAGCUUCCAAGCAGGCCGCAGCUCUCAAGUCGAGCUUGACACCGCAGCCAGGCGCAUGUCUUCCUUCUACCAGUCCGUGAGUUACGGGCCUUUCUUGGCUUGUUUUCGCGUGCACAACAUCAGCGCUGCUCAGGAGCUCGUGGACUGUGAAGGUGGUGGAAACUUGAAGGUAUCCUUCAACACCAAUUUCUCCCGCCCUUCACGUGGGGAAUUCCUGUUGGUCACAAGUGCUAGACAGCUGGACGUGUUCUUUGACUUGACGGCUCCAAAGCGUUUGGAAGCAUUGAUGGGCAUCAGCCUAAUCGCCUUCAGCAUUGUGGCCAUGCUUGUCUUUGGUACGUUCCUAAGCGAGAACAUCUCCACAGUGGCCAUUGCCCCCAUGGAGCGGAUGCUCGACGUCGUUCGACAUCGCUGCGCUCAGAUCUUCAAGUACACUGCAGAGCUUCAGGAGGACGUUGAGAGUGAUGCUGAAGAUUCAGAUCAUGAGCACGACUCCGAGGAGGUGCAGAGCAAUGAGUUUGAACUGCUCGAGAAGGCUGUGUCAAAGCUCUCGGCCAUUGCGAGUUUAUCCGCUGCGGACGCGCCAAAAGAGACUGAGCCACUGAAUGAAGACGACCUCCUGGUGAUGAACUGGACACACGGCCGCGGCUUCAUCACUUAUGAGGUUGAUUUCGGGACCGGGACGACCCAGGGCGCUCCUGUCACCAGGACCAAAACUCCUGUCACGCAGAAGGACGUGAUCGGCAUCGAGCUCCUGUACCAACAAGUGCCUUCCGAGAUGUUGGCCCUUUCCAGGACAGAAGAUUUCAAUGCGAUGGAGCCUACUACAAGCCAAAAGAAGGCGCUCUGUGCCAUCCACCUGCUCGAUAACCCGGGGUGCAAGGACUUUGUGCGUGGCUCAAUCAACCCUGCCACCCUGACGCACUUCGUGAACGUAGCUGAAGAGAACUACUCCUCAUCCGUUCCUUUCCACAACUUCGGGCACAGCCUGGAUGUUUUGUGCGCCCUAUCCUUUCAGAUGUGUCAGACGCAGGCUCCGGUCUUCAUGUCCAAUGUUGAGCAGUUUGGACUGCUUGUGGCAGCGGUGGGCCAUGAUCUUGGACACCCCGGGGUGAAUAAUCCUUUCCUGAUCGAGACACGGCAUGAAGUUGCCGUGACCUACAAUGACAGAUCGCCCCUGGAGAACAUGCACUGCUCCAAGCUUUUCCAAAUCCUCCGGGAGCCGGAGACGAAUGUCUUCAUGACCCUGGACAAGGAGACCUACAAGGAGCUGCGAAAGGACUUGAUCGAGGCUAUCUUGCACACAGACGUGACCAAGCACAACGAAAUGGUAAAGGAUCUAGCACUCUUCUACCAGAUGAACUCAGACACCCUCAGCUUGCUCGGCCAUCGCGAGAUGCCUAAUGAGGUGCGGGAACUGCUGCAAUCCAACCGCAGCGGCUUAAUGAAUGGCCUCUUGCAUUCAGCUGAUGUGAACAAUCCUGCCAAGCCCUGGCACGUGGCCCAAAAGAUGGCCUACCUCUGUAUGGAUGAGUUCUUUGCACAGGGUGACCGGGAGAAGGAACUGGAAAUCCCUGUUGGCAUGUUGAACGACCGAGAGAAGGUGAACAGGGCCAACUCCCAGAUUGGGUUUAUUGAGUUCAUGAUCACUCCAUUUGUUGAGGCAUUAGUUUGCAUCUUCCCAGAUUUGGAUGAUCUUGCAAACAACACGUCUCAGAACAUAGAGAACUGGGCACGGCUAUGGCAAGCCGAGGCAAGUCCUCCUCCGGAGCAGGUCGAGAAGGUAGCCGUGCGUGUUCAGAAGGUGGUGGCCAAACUGGCUGCAGCAGGCAAGUCAAGAGGUUUAACGCCCCAGACACCAGGCUCCGUUCCUACCAAAGACUCUGCGUAG
Messenger RNA from Symbiodinium pilosum, 2823 nucleotides. The record is from the annotation of a GenBank genome assembly. NCBI's taxonomy places the organism in Eukaryota, Dinophyceae, Suessiales, Symbiodiniaceae.